Camellia sinensis is the source of this 460-nucleotide messenger RNA. Lineage: Eukaryota; Viridiplantae; Streptophyta; Magnoliopsida; Ericales; Theaceae. The record is from RefSeq and is a predicted model, not a curated record.
CGUAAGACAAACCAUCCAACGGUACCGGCGAUGUCGUUGCACAUCACAAGCCAAGACUACCACUGAGCAAGAGUCUUUGUACCUAGAGCUCACAAAGUUAAAGGCCACAUGUGAAUCCCUUCAACACUCGCAAAGGUCAUUGAAUUUCUGAAUUUUUAUGUUUUAAACCUAUAAAGGGUCAUUCCUAUUCAAACAAUACUAAUCAAUGUAAAAAGUAAUAAGUAAUUCUAUAUAUAAACAAAAUUUGCAUCACAGAUGUAUGGGAUUCAUAUCAAUAAAUACAUGGUGAGGGCCGGACAAUUUACCCAGUGAUUCAUGCAGUUGUCUUUUAGGACGAUAAAAAAGUUAAAGGUUCAGGGUUCAAGUCAAUAGUGUGACUAGGAUCACUUUAUUGCAAUCUUAUUUACUUACUCCUAAAAAUACAUGGUAGAUUUAUGUUUUUGUGUCUAGUUAUUAUAAG